UUGUCCUACGAUUACAUAAUUACAAAUUUUAUGGGAAAAUUCUCUCCGCGUAGCUUUAUGAAAUCUUUCUUGAAGUAUAUAUUGAUCGAGCGCGUUGUAACAAAAAAUUAUUCACUACAAUACGUUUAAAAUAAUUAUCAACUUCCAGUGAUUGCGUGCUGUUAUCUUAUAUUUUCGCGAAAACAUGAAUGCAUUCUCGAAAUCAACAGCCUCUCAUUCGGUAACGAUCUGUUUUCUCCGUAAAUGGCAAAGUAAUUUCGUAGUCUCGCAAAAAGAUUUGAUUCCUUUCUCUUUUUUAUCCCAUGAAUUUCGAUAUCACGGAGAUUGGCACCUCGGCGCGAUCGUGGCGUAAAAAAUGGGCGUUUAUCAAAGUGAAAUGUCAGUAAUCCCGACAGAUCUGUACAUAAAGAAAUACCACGAUAAUAUGUGAUAUCGUCAUGCUUCGAUAGUCGCGCAUACCUGCUAUUAUUCGAGUGUCGAAAAUAACUGCUAUCAUCAAUCAGCAUCAUCCGUAAUAUCCUCUCAAAACUACAGCGCCGAGUUCGCAAGUAUAAUCGGCACAGUGAUAUAGUAACAUGUGACCGAUAAGAAAUCUGGUUUACUUCGCAAGUUGAAACCACAAGUGUUUUCCACUUUUGAAUAUAGCUUUUAUCACUUGGAAUAUUAUGUAAAAAAUAUAAAAUACAAAUUUAAAAUAAAAAGCAACGCUGAAAGGCGAUCAGUAAUUAGCGCGAAAACGAUCGUAACUCUACACUUUCGCACUCGGAUUGAUUAGAUAAUAAUAUUACCUAAAUAAUUGUAAAACUAUCGAAAUCGAAACUAAAAGCUGAAUUCUUAAACAGAGAGAGCUGCAAUCUUAAAGUGUAAUAACUGGUCAUUUUAAUAAUUUUGUGCCGAGCGUAAAGUAUAUUAUCAUAAACAUAUAAUUAUAUUUUGCUUCGUGUCGUCAUAUUAUAAACUGUCGACAUCUUUCAGAGAAGGAAAAAAUGUAAUUCUAACGAAAUCAAUAUCUAAUUAUAUGAUAAUAUAUUUUUAUUCAUAUCAUUUACAUUUAAUUUGCGCAAUCAAUGAUUCUUUACGAUAAAACAGCGCCGAACACGAGUAACAUCACGUUAUUUCCCUUUUUAACCUUUCUAAUCUCUACUUUAAAAACCACAGAGAGCACAGAAAAUAUAAUAAGAAGCUAGAUUAUUUAGUUUAGAAAGAGAAAUAGCAGUAGAAAACGAUUACUUAUUCUGUUAAGAAACAAACGAAAUCACCGAUAAUAAUCACGGCAAUUACAUUAGUGUGCGUAAGGUCAUGUAGGCUUACUACUUUUAGGUUUACUUUAAUAAUGUAGACAACAAACUAUUUAUAAGCUCUUGAUUAUAGUCGCCAGUUAUUGAUAACGCAAUCGCCUUGCGCAAAACUCUUUUUCCCGGACGGGCGUCACAUCUCGCAGAGUGGAAUUCACUGGCCUAAAGGAAUCCACGCGGAAGAGGCUGGUCUAAAGGAAUCCAACGCGCUGAGCGCAAAUGAUCGCGAGUGACUGUGUCGCGUGCAAGGGCAGCCGUGAAUUUCGUUAAGUACUACAAAGUCUCUACUUGGAGGAAUCGUCCAAUCUCCUAGAUUCAAGUUGGAGAACGGAAAACCAGUCGUUCUCCUCGGCUCGCCGGAGGCAUUAAGCAGUGGAAGUUCGCGCAGCCGCUCUCCCACAUUUCGCGAUCGAGACCGAUGUGCCGGCAGAUUUGUCGAUUACCAAUACACAAGCCAUCCGCUUGACAUUCGUUUGGGAUAUUCUGUUGUGAUCGAGUGUUGUUCAUCGUGCGCUGCACAAUUACGACCGAAAGCAAGCAUAAUCGUAUGCAACACCCAACGCGAGGACAAUCAGCGAUUUAAAUAGCCGCGACACCCGACAAGAUACCCAGUUAAAUUUUCCGUCCGCGAUCCAAGGCGAGAUGGCGAGCGUGGACAAGGAUCUAGAGGAGCUCAUGUCCCACCUGGGUGAAUUCGGCAAAUACCAGUUCCGACAGUACUGCCUUCACUUGCUCGCCGCUCUUACGGCUGGUGUGCACAUGCUGACUCUAUUGACAGUCGCGGCGGUGCCGGCGCAUCACUGCGACAUCCCGACAACGAAUGUGUCGUCCGUCCUGACCAAGGAGCUGUUCGGUCACAACUGGGACAAUGCCUCGGACGUGCUGGAACAUCUCCCACGUCGUCUCGACAGCUGUCACUACCUGGAUCGCGAAAACAUCAGCCGGGAAUGCGACUCGUGGACCUACGACACAACGUACUUCCAAUCCUCGCGCGGCAUGGAGUGGAACUUUGUUUGCUCGCGACGUUGGAUGGGCGCCGCGGCGCAAUCCUCUUACAUGUUCGGCGUAUUCGUGGGCGCGGUUACCCUCGGUAGCAUGGCGGACAAGUACGGCAGAAAAAUUAUAUUCUACGUGUCCGCAGUGGCACAGCUGGUGCUCGGAGUACUGGUCGCCCUGGUGGACAACUAUUACGUCUUUCUGGCGAUCCGUUUCUUGUACGGGAUCUUUGGCUCCGCCGGCGCGUACAUCACCGGAUUCGUGCUGACGAUGGAGCUGGUGGGUCCGUCCAAGCGGACGGCGUGCGGCGUGCUGUUCCAAUUGGCCUUCGCCACGGGUUUCAUGCUGGUGGCUGUGUGGGGCGCCGUGCUCAAGGAUCGUAUGUGGCUGCAGAUUGUGUACGGUAUGCACAGCGCGAUCUUACUCGGCCACUGGUGGCUGAUGGACGAGUCACCCAGGUGGCUGUGGGCGCACGGUCGCGCCGCCGAGGCGAUCGUCAUCGUGCAGAGGGGUUUAAAGGUGAACGGCAGCAACGUCCAAGUUGACGCCGCCAAGCUGAUCAGCAGAGCGAAGGUGCAGCAGGAGACCAAGGAGGACAAGUCACACGGCGCGCUGGAUCUCUUCAGGACGCCGAAUCUACGCAAGAAAAGUCUAAAUAUAUGCCUCAACUGGUUCGCCAACUCGAUCGCUUAUUACGGAUUGGCGCUCAAUAUGGGCAAUCUUGUCGGCAAUCCGUUUAUCAUGCUGUUCCUCAGUGGUGUGCUGGAAAUACCCGCGUACAUCUUGAUAAUAUUCACCAUGGAUCGUACCGGCAGGAGAUGUCUGAUCAGCACGUUCCUGAUAAUAGGCGGCAUGUGCUGCAUCUGCGCCGCCGUUAUUACCGGCACCACCGGCAACCUGGUGGCCGUCGCCACGGUCACGAUAGUGCUCAUAGGCAAGGGCUGUAUCUCCGGCUCGUUUGCCGUCGUAUACAACUACACGGCCGAACUGUUCCCCACCGUGGUAAGGAACACGGCGCUCGGUAUCGGCUCCAUGUGCGCGCGUCUCAGCGGCGCUCUCACGCCUAUGAUCUUCCUGCUGGACUCGCUGGACCCGCGAGUGCCGGCCGCACUCUUCGGCUUCGUCGCCCUGGUGGCGGGCUUCCUGGCGCUCUACCUGCCGGAGACGGUGAACCAACCGAUGCCGGAGUCUAUCGAGGACGGUGAAAACUUCGGCAAGGGCGACACUUGCUUCACCACCUGCUUAGGCGGCGGCGCGAAAGCUGCCGCGAACGAUCGUGAUGUCUCAAUGGACAAGAUACACGAGAAGGACGAGAAGGAGAAAUUGAAUGAUAUAUAAAUCGGAUUUUGUCCUAGGAAAUUCGCUAAGUGCCUUCAAUUAGUACUUACAGCUACAAUACCCCAAGAUGAAAAUGGACAUGUCUUGGUCUCGACAUCGUGAGACGGUCGUGCUGUAUAGAUUCGCCGGUAUAUCAGAGAUAUUUGUUCAAGAAUACUUAUAUUUAGAAGCCAGCCUAGCUAAAUAAUACGUGCAACUAAUCGUUGAAAAAAAGAAGAUAUUUAGAAAUAAUUUAUAUAUUAAAACAAAGGAAGAAAGAGAGUCGUUUCUUAGAAUUGCGUAUACCGUAUACAAGGAAGAAAUUUUAUACAAUAUUACAUUUAAUUCUCUAUUCGUUGGGAAAAGAUAAAAAU
Vollenhovia emeryi is the source of this 3982-nucleotide messenger RNA. RefSeq names its product organic cation transporter protein. Gene Ontology annotation, biological process: transmembrane transport. The record is from RefSeq and is a predicted model, not a curated record. Gene Ontology annotation, molecular function: transmembrane transporter activity. The transcript has 2 exons. NCBI's taxonomy places the organism in Eukaryota, Metazoa, Arthropoda, Insecta, Hymenoptera, Formicidae. Gene Ontology annotation, cellular component: membrane. Bases 1938 to 3629 code for a protein of 563 amino acids.